GAGGCGACCGCGGAGCGUGGAAAAGACUCGAAGAGUUUGCGAGUGAACAGAGGCACGAGGAAGCAAAGAAGGAAAAGAAAAUGGCGGAGGCGAAGCAAAAGCACCCUCGUCUGAUCCUCCGCAAUUUCCUUACCCUUUUUCAAUGCAAGGAGCUGGAGUUCAUACACAAGAGCAACAGCACGGUUGGUUACAGACCCAACGUCUUCUCCACCACUCUUUCCCAUCUCAUUGCCACCAACUCCCCACACCUCGUCAUGCCUUUUGUUCCAAUCCGAGAGAGUUUAAAAGAGAAGGUAGAGGAAUUCUUUGGGUGUGAGUAUGAGCUCUUUGUUGAAUUUACUGGUUUAAUCAGCUGGUGCAGAGGGGCAAGCAUUGGAUGGCAUAGUGAUGAUAACAGACCCUAUCUUAAACAACGUGCCUUUGCGGCAGUCUGCUAUUUGAACAGUUUUGGGAAGGAUUUCAAAGGUGGACAUUUUCACUUCCAGGAUGGGGAACCAAGAACUAUUGAGCCCUUGGCUGGAGAUGUUGUGAUGUACACAGCUGACGGCCACAACAUUCAUUCUGUUGAUGAGAUAAUUGGUGGGGAAAGACUUACGCUUACGUUAUGGUUUAGUCGUGAUGCAUCCCAUGACGAGGAUGCCAAACUUGUUUCCCUUCUCUCACAGAGGCUCUUACACAAUAAUGUGCCUGGUCCAUGCCUACCAUUGCUGGCUUCCAGUAACAUGUACUGGUUUUCUUUGGACCAAAUUUCUCAUCGCCAGUUGGGUUUUGAUAUAUGCUGGGCAAGACUGCAUGUUCUUGGCUUUGAUGUUUACUCGUAUCAAGACAGAAGCUGUGAUUCAGAUUUGUCAGAGUUACUGGCAAUGCCUCUGCAAUUAGCAAGGGGUAUUGAGCUGUUCAAUGUGGAAUUUGUCAACAUUUUGCAUGCUCUUCAGGUUGCGCAGUUUUACUAUUGGAAAGCCUCUACGAUGCAUACAUCCAAAGUCCAAAUAGACCAUGGAAAGGUGGGAGUACUCUCUCAAUCGCAGAUGGAAAAAAUUAAUCGGUUGAAGUCUGUAUUAUCGAAGGAUCAUCAGCAGGCCGAGAUGUUCUUCAGCUGCAUGAUUAGCAAUGAAAGCAGACAAUAUAUGUUUGAUUGGGCAGAUUUUGCUUCUACUGUUGCUGCAUGGGAAGAUUAUUCCUCGAAGUUACAUGAAGAAUUUCUUAGAAGCUUACCAUACUGGAGGACCCAUCAAUCAAUAUUUGAAGUUCAAUCAAAUGGAUCUUUCUGACCAACUUGUACAUUCUUUUAAUUUAACCUACUCGAAAUGCAUGAUACCAAAAAUUUACCCUCUGCCUCUUUUGGGU
Molecule: messenger RNA, 1347 nt
Organism: Juglans regia (Persian walnut)
Lineage: Eukaryota; Viridiplantae; Streptophyta; Magnoliopsida; Fagales; Juglandaceae
Exons: 8
Coding region: 81-1271 (396 amino acids)
Biological process (GO): collagen metabolic process
Molecular function (GO): oxidoreductase activity, acting on paired donors, with incorporation or reduction of molecular oxygen; L-ascorbic acid binding; iron ion binding
Source: RefSeq, a predicted model, not a curated record